Molecule: messenger RNA, 885 nt
Organism: Fusarium poae
Lineage: Eukaryota; Fungi; Ascomycota; Sordariomycetes; Hypocreales; Nectriaceae
Exons: 4
Coding region: 1-885 (294 amino acids)
Biological process (GO): endoplasmic reticulum to Golgi vesicle-mediated transport; intra-Golgi vesicle-mediated transport; retrograde vesicle-mediated transport, Golgi to endoplasmic reticulum
Cellular component (GO): COPI vesicle coat
Molecular function (GO): structural molecule activity; protein binding
Source: RefSeq, a predicted model, not a curated record
AUGGACCCUUACUCUACCGAAGGCGAAUUGAUCAACAUUCACAGCCACUUCCAUCAGGGCCAGUACCAGGAAGUUGUCGACUUCGAUACCUCGUCCUUCUCCCCUGAUAACGCCCUGCCCGUUCGCGUUCUAGUCCUCCGAGCUCGACUGGCCCUUGGUCAAGCAGAAGAUGUCCUCGACGAAUUGAAGGGUGAAUCCGAGCCCGAGCUUCAGGCUCUUGGUGCUCUUGCUGAGUUGAACUUGGGCAAGACCGAUUCUGCAGUCGAGACGAUCGAGAAGCUUGCGUCUUCGGCUGCCGACAACACAACGGUGCAGGUGAUUGGAGGAACAGUUCUUCAAGCUGCUGGAAAGUCCGAAGAGGCCCUUGCUCUCCUUACCCAACAUCAGGGAAGCCUUGACGCAGUCUCCCUUAUCGUUCAGAUUCACUUGCAACAAAACCGAACCGACCUUGCCCUGAAGGAAGUAUCUGCUGCGCGACGAUGGGCCCAAGACAGUCUCUUGGUCAACUUGGCCGAGUCUUGGGUUGGAUUGAGAGUGGGUGGUGAGAAGUACCAGCAGGCUUUCUACGUCUAUGAGGAGCUUGCCCAAGCUCCCUCCACUUCAUCAGUACGCAGUCUUGUCUCACAAGCUGUCUGUGAAUUGCACCUCGGCCGAACAGAAGAGGCACAAGCUGCUCUGGAGCAGGCUUUGGAGAAGGAUGCCAACAGCGCCGAUGCCAUCGCCAACUUGCUUGUCCUCAAUGUCAUUAAUGGCAGCAAGUCCGAUGAGUUUACACAGAAACUCCAGAGCGUCAAGCCUGACCACCAGUUCCUGGCCGACUUGGAAGAGAAGAGCGCCCUGUUUGACAGAGCCGCUACGAAGUACAGCCCCAAGGUUUCAGCAUAA